AUGUCUAUGUUCAUCAAAUUUUUUUCUUCUCUUAAGGAUUCAAGAAGCAUAGUCAGAAGCCUGCUUAAUCACCCGAAUCACAUCAAUGCGCGAGAGUCUAAAUUUACGAAAGAUGAUGUAGAAGCACUAAGAGUGAAAUUUCAACCAGUAUCCGAAGACCACGUUAUUCCUAAUGAGAAAGUAGAAGAAUUUCUAGAAAAGUACAAAUGUCCCCAAAUAAAUAGGGAUAUGCUUAAUAAAGAAGAAUUCAAAGUUCGAGAAAUAACCGAAUCCAAAACUGAUGACAUGGUUGCUGAUUUACUUCGUAUUGCUCAAUUGAAUAAUUAUCCCUUGUAUAUAGAACAACAUCCAUCAAAUAAACUACAUAUCUUAGAAACCUUACGAAAUGUUGACCCUGCAAAUGAUUUUGGAGAAAUGCAAAUUGAUGGUGAAAUACUUGCCUGCAGAAGUGAAAAUACACGUAGGGCUGAGAUUCCUGCGGGAUAUUGGGAUGAGCUUGCUAAAGGUUUACCAAUAAAAAUUCAAUUGAAAUCAAAGAUGACCAGGAGAAAAUGA
Molecule: messenger RNA, 555 nt
Organism: Diversispora eburnea
Lineage: Eukaryota; Fungi; Glomeromycota; Glomeromycetes; Diversisporales; Diversisporaceae
Source: the annotation of a GenBank genome assembly